AUGGAUAAUCGCCUGUGUGGAAGAUUUGAUACAUUGAGAAAAUAUUUACCCGAUGAAUUAGGGCAAACCGCACAAUUUGAACUAAAACAACUUAAUAAUUUCAAUAAUUAUUGUUCUAAUGGAGGCUCAGGGAAAACAGAAUGUAGUACUGAGGCCGAUAAAAUUAAUGCUGGAUGUUUAUGGUUGUUUGAGCAAAAUAUUGUUAAUAGGAUUAGUACUUUAAGUAAAGAUCACUCUGAAGUGUUUAUUAUAUACGUCAUGAUAUGGUUAGGUCAUAUGUUAAACCUAAAGAAUGAUGACAAAAUCAAAAAUUUAAAUGAUUUUUAUGAAGGGCAUAUAAAGAUUAAUACGCAUUAUACUUAUUGUAAAAAAAAAAAUAAUAAUGAUAAUUAUGAUGAUUGUAGUGGUUCAUUAAAAAAUAAAACUGGAUAUAAUAAUUUUAAGGAGUUCAUAGAAAAAAACGAGUAUUUGAUGAAUAUUGGUAUUAAUGAUAUGUCUAAAUUUUAUGAUGCAUUUAAACCAUUAUGUAACAUGUAUACUGAACUUAAUGCAAACAACACAGCAGAUAAGAGAUAUUUAGAAAAUGCUAAAAAAUUUGUUAAAAAAUUCGAAAACCUUAACAACGAUUCUAAUAAUAUUAAGGAUAGCCCUUAUUAUCAAGUAUUGUCUACAUUAUCAAAUGAUUAUAAAAAUUUUAAAAAUUUUUGUAAAAUCAGUAGCAUUGAUUGUAGCGAUAUCCCAGUCCUUCCAGAUAUAAAAACAAAAGAAAAUGGUAUGCAAAUUUCUGAACCGAGUUCUGGACAAAUUUCUGAAGUUACAUCAUCAAGUUCAUCGAUAACAAACAAAUUAAUUCCAAUUUUAUCGAUAAUUGUUGCAAUACCAAUAUUCUUGGGAAUUUUUUAUAAGUAUUCGUUAUUUGGAUUUCGGAAACGAACCCAAAAACAACAUUUAAGAGAAAAGAUAAAAAAAUAA
Messenger RNA from Plasmodium yoelii, 972 nucleotides. RefSeq names its product PIR protein. The transcript has 3 exons. The record is from RefSeq and is a predicted model, not a curated record. Bases 1 to 972 code for a protein of 323 amino acids. Lineage: Eukaryota; Apicomplexa; Aconoidasida; Haemosporida; Plasmodiidae.